This is a messenger RNA of Brassica oleracea var. oleracea, 1218 nucleotides long. RefSeq lists its product as uncharacterized. The transcript is spliced from 3 exons. Bases 38 to 1132 code for a protein of 364 amino acids. NCBI's taxonomy places the organism in Eukaryota, Viridiplantae, Streptophyta, Magnoliopsida, Brassicales, Brassicaceae. The record is from RefSeq and is a predicted model, not a curated record.
CUUUAGUAAAGGAACCUACCAACUAUAUACGAAGAAGAUGAAUAGUACAGAAGAACAAGAAAGAAACGAGAAGGAAAUAGAAGACCUUGCGAUUAUUUUGUUUUGGAUAGAGCGUCCGUUUCUCGUCAUACUUCUCCUCUACUCCAGUUUCGUCUCAGUUCUGAUCGGCCUUCUGCUUCUCGUUACUACUCUUCUAGCCAUAAUUUUCUUCCUAUUAUGCCCUCGACUCUCUUCUACUGGACCCUCUGGUAUCGGUGGAUUCUGGCUGUUUCUAUCAGACCGGUUCAUGUUUCUAUUGGCUUUAAGCUCUCAUGAGACCAUACUCGUUUGGCUUCUCACCGUUUUUAUCUCCAUCGUGAACCACUCUGUUUACAUUAUCGAGUACAUUGUUAGAUCUUAUAAAUCUCAUCAUACCAUAUCACUUCCUCCUCAUUCCCCCGAAGUAAGAAGGAAUGAUGAGGAAGGAGAUGAGAUCAAGGAACUUGAGAAGAUGGGGAAGUUAUUAGAAGAGUUAAGAGAAGAUGGAAAGAAGAUGGAUAUAGAAAUAGAGCUUAUCCAGCAAACUAUCCACUCAGAUCUUGAGAAACACAGAAAAACUUUGUCUUUGAACCUCUUAGAGUUACGUGAAGAGUUGGGAGAUGAUGGAGAAAAGAUGGGGACAUAUAUGGAGCUGAUUAAGAACUUCGUUAACUCAGAGCUUGUAACUCCAAGAGGCGACUUGAACCUCAAUAUUAAUAAUGAUAUACGGGAAGAUGUAUCAGAUGAGGAGGAUAUCAAAGCUUGGAGAGUAAAACUGAAAUCUGUAGCUGAAGAAGUUCAUGAGACCUACUUUGUUAUCCAAGAAACUGCAAAGGCGGCGAAAACAACAGCUGACAGGGCCAAUCUAACCUACAUGAUUGUGGACGAAAUUUCAAAAGAAAUGGAAACUAUGAGUGGGAUGAUAAAAGAAGAAGCCCUUGAGAUGUUUAUAAAGUCAAGAGAAGAAGUUUGGGAAACGUGGUUGGACUUCGAAGCUAGAAAAACAGAAGCGGAGGUUGCUGCGGACAGAGCUGCGGAGGAGCUUUCAUAUGCAAUGGUGGAGUUGAUGGACGCAGUCAACAUCCGUCCGUGGGAGGGUUACCGAACUGGCUAACAGUGUGCAUGGUUUGCAUGCCUCUCUAAUUAUAUUUCAAUCUCUUUAUUUUUGUUGUUAGAUGAGUUUCAUUUUUAAUUCUUUUU